UUCCCCCUUACCCUCACUUCCAUGUCUCUUAAUAUAAAAAAUGGUUUAAUUAACUUACGCGGAAGAUGACUUUCAUACUAUUCAAACAUUUUUCUUUCAAAAAUAAAGUGUCUUAUAAAUAUUAAUGUUGUAUCUUAUUUUCCAUUAUCUAUGAACAACAAAAAUCCAUAUGAGAGUGUUGUGGAAGAUGAACAGAAGCAUGACCUGGAAUCCCUGCAAGUUCUUCUUCCUUUGUAUUAUCAUUUUCCAUCUCGCAGUUGGUAAAGCAAAGGGCGCCGACGCUGCUUAUCAUAGAGUUUGCAGUGAAGAAAAGAGCAGUGACAACAGCACCUAUCAGGCGAAUCUGAGGACCCUCCUCUCUUCCUUAUCUUCCAACGCUACAGCCAACGCCAAAGGAUUCUACAACAACACAAUCCUUGGCACAAACUCCUCUGAUACAGUAUAUGGUCUUUUCAUGUGCAGGGGUGAUCUUCUCUCUCACGCCUGCAAAGAUUGCGUUGCAAACGCAACCCAGACUCUGUCUUCAGACACAGACUGUUCCCUGUCCAAAUCGAGUGUGAUUUGGUACGACGAAUGCAUGGUUCGGUACUCCGAUCGCUCUUUCUUCUCCACUAUGAACACAACUCCCGGAUAUUGGUUGUGGAACGCGGCCAGUAUCUCCUCUAACUCAUCAAGCUUCAUGAGUUUGUUGGCCAACACCAUCAGAGAAACUGCACGCGAAGCAGCCAAUUCUACGAACAGGUAUUCAAUAAAGCAAGAAAACUUAACGGAAUCUCAGACUCUAUACUGUCUAACUCAGUGCACACAAGACCUUUCACUCCAACAAUGCUCAGACUGCCUUGAUGAAGCAAUAUCAAAUAUUCCAACAUGCUGUAACGGAAAGCAAGGAGGAAGAGUUCUGUUUCCCAGUUGUAACAUCAGGUAUGAAUUGUACCCUUUCUAUCNCCAGUCAAACACCAACACCAAGUAA
Messenger RNA from Vigna umbellata (rice bean), 970 nucleotides. The record is from RefSeq and is a predicted model, not a curated record. NCBI's taxonomy places the organism in Eukaryota, Viridiplantae, Streptophyta, Magnoliopsida, Fabales, Fabaceae.